AUGCCUCAAGAGAACGGAUAUCAUGGAAAUCGACAGAAUUCUAGUCGAUCCAUACAUUCCCGUGCUAGUACGGCUGGAAAUGACGAUGGAAUCGAUCGCAGUCGGCGAAAUCGCGAGCUUCGAGAACGCGGAUAUUAUUCCGAACUAGCAACCAUUGAUCCCGACACCAGAUUUCAAAUUUCACAACAAGCUCCAAUUGCACAUGAUGACGUUCUACGUGAAACGUUUCGUCUAUCGAAUUCAGCUCGAGCAAGUAUUUUCGAUUUGCAAGGAAUCGAUGUGGCACAAAUCUUGGCCAAUAGUAAAGAAGGAGAGUUUACUACUGAAUACAAACGCAGUGAUAUCUAUUUGGAAAAAACAUACGAGCCAAAAGUUUUUAUGCCGUUCUAUACGGCACCGUAUAAACUACCAAGAAAAGUCGAAAUCGAACGACGAAAACGUCUGUAUCUAUCACUGGAUCUACCAAGUUUACUCGAGGAACGAAAUAUUGAUACAGAUAAAUUGAUGCCAAAAUAUGUACCUGCUGAUAAAGUUGUUACAUUGAAUAUUCCGAAUGAAGAUCCAGCACCAUUCGAUUCAUUUUUGCCAUUAUAUUACUUUGACGAUACCGAUUUCGAAAUUUGGACACCGGAAUCAUGGCUUGCGCUAGGCCAUGAUCCAUUUACCGGCUUAAAUAAACCAUUACCCGGUGUUGCUCUUUUACCGAACAUACCUGCUGAUCAAAUUACUGAUAUCAAAGAUAGUAAUCUUCGUUUCCACUGGCAUAAUGUUAGUAUCCAUGACUACGAUGCGGAACAACAAUUGUGGCUUGUAACACCGGACGAUCGAGAACAUGAUGUGUUCGAUAUGUAUCGCUCAACAAAACGAAGUCGUAAAGAAAUAGAAGCUGCUGAAAAUGGUUCACGAUCCGGCGCAAGCUCUGCUACGAACGGUUUGUACAUCUAUUCGAAUUUCUCGUACACAUUAAAAGUGUUUGCAGGUCAUCGUCAUAAUUAUUCACCUGAUGGCACCCAUGGUCGCUACUGGGUUCCUCGUAUUCAAUUACAUUUUCUAGCUGAAGAUCCACGUGUAUUUGCUGAUCGUGUGGCAAAAGCCUAUCAUGAUCGAAAACGUACUGAAGCUGAACUUCGCUCAACAUUAUUCAUUGAUUGUAUGCCCACCGAUGGUACCGGUAAACUUGACGACGAGCGUAUCAAACGAAUGAUUGAAUUAACUAAAACAAGUGCCAUUUCGAAAACAAUCAAAGACGAGUACGUUACACCAAUUGUCGAAGAAGUCAAUUUAGAUUAUGCACGUACGAUGAAUUCGAUGAUAUUCGAAAAUGUUACACAAUCGGAUCCGAUUUCCUUUGCGUUUAUUACUCUACCAAUCAAACAACGUCGACCUGUACCUCGUUCGGGUUGUAUUAGCAUUCCAGAAUACUCUUUCAAUGAAGUGUUCGAUCAAUUCAAAUUUAUUUCCUUGUUAACAUCGAAAUCAGCGAUCGAUGCGUUGAAACUCGUUCGAACCGAAUGUGAUUAUGUGGUUAACAAUUUAAGUUUAUUGCAAAAGAAUUUUCCAAAACAUGUCAAACUCGAUGAAUUCGAAAGUAUGCAAGUCAAUCAAACAUCAACCACACAUAUGUAUCUAACUGACACAUGGAAAAACAAUCUCCGACAAGGUAUUAAGACACAAUUCAUCGAUGUUGGCCGUGGAUGGUACAAUAUCAACGAGUCAGACUAUCAUAUAUAUAAAGUAUCAAAAUUGAAGACGUUUAUCGAACGUGUGAAGUUCAUGAUGCAAGAUACGCUUCGAUUUCUUGUUCAAGAUUCAUGCCAAAACUAUGUUCGAAUGAUUGUCGACGCUUGUACGCCAGUUUUAGAUAUGAAAGAAGGCUUCAAAUGGCCCAAAGAUGACUUAAUCACAACUCCUUAUAAACCACCGAAGAAUCCAUUAUUUCAUUUGGAUUUAACUAUUGAUCAAGCUGGUCCACGCUACGUAACAUCUUACGAAAGUUUUCCAAACAUAAUCCUUGGUGCCUUCGAUCGUGCGAUUUUACAAACUCAUGCUAUACCACAAAUCGAAAAAGAUGUGAUGGAAAAUAUCUUUUGGGGUGGUGAAAUGUUACGGUUAGAAUCCGUUGCUUUACAAGAAAAGAAAGUGAUCGAAUGGCGAGAAACAUUACAGAAAGCUGUCUAUGCAUCGCUUGUUCCGUUGAAAGCUUAUGCUGAUGCUUAUGAGUCAUAUGCACCAUUGAUGAAUUUGAACAUCGAUCAAUAUAUCAAAGAUUUUGAGAAAACGGAAAAAUCGAUCGAAGAUUAUCGAAAUGAAAUUCUAGUUCAUAUUCACGAAAAAGACAAAUUAGAGAAGAGUAUUCCAACUUCGAUCAUCAUUGGUCCUUAUUUCAUUUCCGCACACAAAUUGCGAGAAGCUUUGUCGAAUAAACGAAAAGCAUUAGUCGAAGCUUUGUUGGCAAGUCAAACACGAAAAGCACGAACGAAAACAGAAGAACUCAACGAUACUUUCCGUGACAUUCAAAGAAAGUUAUACGAAAAAGCAAACAAUGCAGAAGAUCUCUCUGAGCAUCGCGAAUGGAUGAAAUCAGUUCCCGAACAAGUUGAUGAUAAAAAAGAUGAUAUUCAAAAAGUACUUGAAGAGUAUGUUGUACUUGAUGAAUUCAUGUACAAUUUAAGUAAUGAAGAUUUCGGAUUGAAGUACGGUGUAUUAGCAUGGCCAUGGAAAAUUCGAACUAUGCUUGAACAAGUUGAAGAACAGCAUAAGGAAGAUGAAGAUCGUUUUAAGAAGCUCCAAGUUCAAGAUACAGCUACACUUAACGACAAGAUCGACCAACUUAUAAUGUCUGUUGCCGGUCUUUCGGGACAUAUGAGUAUGGAUCGCGCACAUGAAGUGGCGAAUGAAUGUCGUAAAUUGAACAAAGCACUGAAAGAAUGUGUCGAAGCGUCACAAACAUAUAACAAUCGCGAACGUCUUCUCGGUUUGGCUGUUACAAAUUACGAAAAAUUAACCCGACUUGUGAAAGAUUUCGAACCGUAUCGUAUCCUCUGGUCAACAACGUCCGACUGGCUUCGUUCAUAUGACAGUUGGAUGAACGAUCCGAUCAUUUCAGUCAACGCCGAAGAUAUCGAAAAGAAUGUUACUGAAAUGUACAAAAACACGCACAGAUCGAUAAAAACCUUUGCGGACAAUGAAGGUAUGCAGUGUGCAACGUUUCUUUUCCGAGAAUAUCUCAGUUACACAUACAUGUUUUCAGCGAAAUUUGUUCUACUCGCUAAAAUUGAUGACCCUGGCAUUCAGUUGGUAGCAUUAACAAUCAAAGGCCAGAUCGAAGAUUUCAAACCUUCAAUUCCACUCAUUCAAGCAUUACGUGCACCUGGUAUGCGCAAUCGCCACUGGGAAGAGCUUUCGGAAUUAGUCAAAAUGGCUGUUCGACCAAAGAAAGAACUAACCUUUGCUAAAUGUCUCGAGAUGGGCUUACAAAAGCAUAUCGAUUUGAUAUCGAAAGUUGCAGAAAAAGCUGGCAAAGAAUUUUCUAUCGAACAACAACUCGACAAAAUGGAACAAGAAUGGAAACCUAUUCGAUUCGAAGUUUUACCCUACAAACAAACUGGUACAUAUAUUAUCAAAGCAUCCGAAGAAAUUUCUCAAAUGCUCGAUGAUCAUAUCGUUGCUACACAAUCAAUGUCGUUUUCGCCAUUCAAGAAAGCAUUCGAAGAGCGUAUUGCUCAAUGGGAGAAUAAAUUGAAAAUUACACAAGAAGUACUGGACGAAUGGCUUGCCUGUCAGCGUUCAUGGCUGUAUCUCGAACCAAUCUUUUCAUCGGAAGAUAUCAUACGACAGUUGCCUGUAGAAUCGAAACGAUAUCAAACAAUGGAACGUAUCUGGCGUAAAGUUAUGAAACAGGCAAAGGAGAAUCCCGAAGUAAUUUCGUUAUGUCCUGAAGCACGUUUACGUGACAACCUACGUGAAGCAAAUAAAUUACUUGAACAAGUACAAAAAGGUUUGAGCGAAUACCUCGAAACCAAACGUAUGGCAUUUCCACGAUUCUAUUUCUUGUCGGACGAUGAACUUCUUCAAAUUUUGUCACAAACUAAAGAUCCGAAAGCUGUACAGCCACAUUUACGUAAAUGUUUCGAAAAUAUCACUAAAGUUAAAUUCGAAGACGAUAUGCGUAUAUCGAGAAUGUAUUCUGCUGAACAAGAAGAAGUCGCUUUUCGCAAAGAGAUCUAUCCUGUUGGUAAUGUCGAAGACUGGAUGUGUGAAAUCGAACGUGUCAUGCGUGAAACAUUGCGACAAAUUAUUCGAGAUGCUUUAGACGACUAUACAUCACGACCACGUAAGCAAUGGGUACAGUAUUGGCCCGGCCAAAUCGUUGUUGCUGGUUCGCAAACAUUCUGGACUAGACAAGUCUCGGAAGCCUUGGAAAAGAAAGAAAUCAUGAAAUAUCACAAACAACAAUUACACGAGCUGGAUGAAUUGAGAGAAUUAGUACGCGGCGAAUUAACUGAUAAUGCACGUGAAACAUUGAAAGCAUUGAUUGUUAUUGAAGUACACGCACGUGAUGUGGUCAUCAAUCUCAUCGAGGAAAAAGUUAUGAAUGUCAAUGAUUUUGAAUGGAUCUCACAACUACGUUAUUAUUGGAAUGAAGAUCAUCUCUACAUUCGUGCUGUCAACGCAGAAUUUCGUUAUGGUUAUGAAUAUUUAGGUAAUACACCACGUUUAGUUAUUACACCUUUGACCGAUCGAUGUUAUCUGACAUUAACUGGCGCUUUACAUCUGAAAUUUGGUGGUGCACCAGCUGGGCCCGCCGGUACAGGAAAAACGGAAACAACUAAAGAUUUAGCUAAAGCGAUGGCUGUUCAAUGUGUCGUGUUUAACUGUUCUGAUCAAUUAGAUUUUAUGGCUAUGGCCAAGUUUUUCUGCGGUUUAGCAAGUGCUGGUGCAUUUGCAUGUCUUGAUGAGUUCAAUCGUAUAGAUAUUGAAGUCUUGAGUGUUGUUGCUAACCAAGUUUCAACAAUUCUUCGUGCAUGUCAUGCUGGUGCAUGGGCUUGCUUCGAUGAAUUUAAUCGAAUCGAUAUUGAAGUACUUUCGGUAGUUGCUCAACAGAUUCAAGUGAUUAAUCAGGCUUUAAUGCAAAAGGCUGAGAGAUUCAUGUUCGAAGGCAAAGAAAUCGUUCUCAAAUCCUCAUGUGCUGUUUUCAUUACAAUGAAUCCAGGUUAUGCUGGACGUACUGAAUUACCCGACAAUCUUAAAGCUUUAUUUCGACCAGUCGCUAUGAUGGUUCCUGACUAUGGUCUUAUUGCUGAGAAUUCGCUGUUUUCGUUUGGCUUUUCCGAUGCUAAACCUUUAGCGAAAAAGAUUGUUCAAACGUUCAAAUUAUCAUCCGAACAAUUGAGUUCACAAGAUCACUACGAUUUCGGUAUGCGUGCCGUCAAAUCUGUCAUUUCAGCAGCUGGCAAUCUCAAACGACAAUAUCCAAACAUGAAUGAAGAUUUAAUUUGUCUGCGAGCUAUUCGUGAUGUUAACAUUCCGAAAUUUCUGCAAGAUGAUUUGAAACUAUUUACUGGUAUCGUUUCUGAUCUGUUCCCGAAGAUUAAAGAGGAACCUAUCGAUUAUAAAGUACUGGAAGAAGGUUUACGUCAUGCAUGUCGUCAACUUAAUCUGAAAGAUGUUGACGGAUUUUUACUCAAAUGUAUCCAGUUAUUCGAAACAACCAUUGUCCGGCACGGUCUGAUGCUUGUCGGUCCAACAGGCUCUGGCAAAACGAAGAGUUACGAAUCUUUACAAAUAGCUAUGACACAUAUGAAAGGAAAAAUCAAUCCGGCCGGCUCACCGUUCAAACCCGUGCACACCUAUGUUCUCAAUCCAAAAUCCAUUACUAUGGGUCAAUUGUACGGUGCAUUCGAUGAAUUAACUCAUGAAUGGACUGAUGGUAUACUUUCUACUUUGAUGCGACAAGGUGUAGCUGCCGAAAAUGAUGAUAAACGAUGGUAUCUAUUUGACGGUCCUGUCGAUGCUGUAUGGAUCGAAAAUAUGAACACAGUACUAGACGACAACAAAAAACUAUGUUUAAGUAGUGGUGAAAUUAUCAAAAUGACUGAAGCGAUGACAAUGAUGUUUGAAGUUGCUGAUCUCUCUCAAGCAUCACCUGCUACUGUAUCUCGUUGUGGUAUGGUCUACUUAGAACCUUCAAUUCUCGGUCUACAACCAUUCAUCGAAUGUUGGAUGAAAAAGUUACCCGAUGCAAUCUUUAAACACUACGAACAAAUCAAUCAACUAUUCGCUAAUUUUCUCGAACCAUCCUUGAAAUUCAUACGAAAGAAUGUGAAAGAAAUUAUUCCGACAUAUGAUAGUAAUUUAACAUUUAGUUUGAUAAAAAUGCUCGAUUGUUUCAUUCAACCAUUUCGACCGCGAGAGAAAGGACAACGUCAGGGUCGUUCCGACAAACCAGCUCCGCCCGAAGCAGCUGAACGUGUUACUGAACUUAUCGAACCGUGGUUCAUUUUCUCACUUAUCUGGUCCGUUGGUGCGUCAUGUGAUAAUGACUCGCGUCGAAAAUUCUCCGAAUGGUUACGUCAAAAACUCGUACACAAUCCGAUAAAACUUGCGAUUCCUGCCGAGGGACUCGUUUACGAUUAUGUGUUCGAUGAUGGUGGUAUUGUUCAGCCAACAGAAGAACAAAAAGCUAAUGAAGAAGAAGGCAGUGACGACAGUAAGAAACGUCAACCACGAUGGAAGCAUUGGUUAGCCGAUUUGCCGCCAUUUCAAAUAUCGAACGAUGCGAAAUUUUCGGAUAUACUUGUGCCAACUAUUGAUAACAUCCGUAAUGCACAUAUUAUCGAAAUGUUACUUCGAAUGGAUCGACCAGUGCUCUGCGUUGGUCCGACAGGAACGAGCAAGACAUUAACAGUUGCUGAUAAAUUAACGCGUUCUAUGCCAAAAGAAUUCAGUCCUGAGUUUAUUGUCUUUUCAGCGAAAACAAAUGCAAAUCAAACGCAAGAUUUAAUCGAUUCAAAAUUAGAUAAAAGACGUCGUGGUAUUUACGGUCCACCAUUAGGCAAAGUGUUUCUGUUCUUUAUCGAUGAUUUGAACAUGCCAGCUCUGGAAACGUACGGUGCUCAACCACCAAUCGAAUUGAUUCGACAAUACAUGGACUUUAAAGGCUGGUACGAUCGAAAAGUUGUCGGCGAAUUCCGUACAUUAGUUGACAUUAAUUUCAUCUGUGCGAUGGGUCCACCAGGUGGUGGUCGUAAUCCAGUUACACCACGGUUGACACGUCAUUUCAAUUUCUUAUCAUUUACUGAACUGGAAAACGAUAGCAUGAGAAAGAUCUUUUCAACGAUAUUCAACUGGUGGACGAGACAAAACGAAUUUGUCUUGGGUCUUAGCGAGAAACUGGUCAUGUCGUCGAUUGAAGUUUAUAAAACAAUUUGUGCAUCGUUGCUUCCAACACCGAGCAAAUCUCAUUACACGUUCAAUCUGCGAGAUUUGUCCAAAGUUUUUCAAGGAAUGUUGAUGAUGGAGGCGAAGAAAAUUGAUAAUGUCGAGAGUCUACUUCGUUUAUGGUACCAUGAGAACUGUCGUGUGUUUCAAGAUCGCUUGAUCAAUGAUGAAGAUCGAGAUUGGUUCCGUAACUUACUUGCUGAACAUAUGAAAUCGGAUUUCAGUAUGAAUUUCGAGAAUGUUGUACAAGAACCUGUACUCUAUGGUGACUUUGUCGCUCAAACAGCUGAUAAAUCUUAUCAAGAACUGAACGACGUGAAACUGAUGAAGAAACGUUUAGAUGAAUACUUAGAAGAGUACAAUCAAAUCAAUGUUGCUAAAAUGAAUCUGGUGUUAUUUAUGGAUGCCAUGAAGCAUAUUUCAAGAAUCAUACGUGUUAUCAAACAACCGCUUGGUAAUGCACUGCUGUUAGGUGUAGGCGGUUCUGGUCGACAAUCACUCACACGACUUGCCACAUUCAUUUCGGAAUAUGAGCUUCGUUCAAUUCAACUAUCCAAAAGUUAUGGUAUGACGGAAUGGAAAGAUGACUUGAGAAAAUUUAUGCUACACGCUGGUCUUCGUAACACUCCAACGGUGUUUCUCUUCUCGGAUACACAAAUCAAAAGCGAAUCGUUUUUGGAAGAUUUGAACAACAUCCUAAAUAGUGGUGAUGUGCCAAAUAUUUAUCAAUUUGAUGAACUCGAACAAAUUUAUACUAUUAUGAAACCGGUUGUAUCCGAAGCUGGACUACCACCAACUAAAACGAAUCUUUAUUCAGCUUAUACAAAACGCGUGCGACAAAAUCUGCACACUGUCGUUUGCAUGAGUCCUAUUGGUGAAAUUUUUCGUGCUCGACUUCGUCAAUUUCCGGCUUUGGUGAAUUGCUGUACAAUCGAUUGGUAUUCUGAAUGGCCAAAAGAUGCUUUGGAAGCUGUCUCAGAGACUUACUUGAACAAUAUGCCAACGUUAGAGGCUGAUGCAAAAGUUGUCCAAGGUCUAGUCAAGUUGUGUCAAGAGAUCCAUCAAUCUGCAGCUUUGAUGACAACAAAAUAUCGUGAAGAAAUGAGUCGACAUAACUAUGUUACACCGACAUCUUAUCUUGAACUGUUGAAUAUCUUUUCGAAAAUCUUCGGCAAGAAAAAAGAUGAACUAGUGUUAGCUAAACGACGUACGAAAACAGGUUUGGACAAAUUGUUAUCAACGGAGAAAGACGUGGCGAAAUUGCGUGUUGAAUUAAAUGAAAUGCUACCCUUACUUGAUCAAGCUGUACAAGAAACGAACGAAACCAUGGCGAAAAUCGCCGAAGAUACGUCAAGCACGGAAGAAAUCAAAACUAAAGUAGCCAGCGAAGAAGAAGAAGUACAGAAGAAAGUCAAAGAAACUCGUGCUAUCGCCAGCGAAGCAUCAGAACGGCUUGCAGAAGCUAUGCCUGCACUCGAAGCUGCAUUACAAAGUCUUGAAGUUCUAUCGAAAAAUGAUAUCAACGAAGUACGUGCUCUACAACGACCUCCGCAAGGUGUCAAAUUAACAAUGGAAGCCGUGUGUAUUCUAAAACAAGUUGAACCACUGAAGGUGCCUGUACCAAAUAAGCCAGGCAAGAAAGAAGAUGAUUAUUGGGAACCUGGUCGUGGUUUAUUAGCUGACGCCGGUAAAUUUCUUCUAUCACUGCGAGAGUUCGAUAAAGAAAAUAUUCCGGAAAUUGUUAUACAGAAACUACAAAAACAUAUUGAUAGUCCUGACUUUGAUCCGAUUAAGAUUGAGAAAACGUCGAAAGCGUGCAAAUCGCUAUGCAUGUGGUGUCGAGCAAUGUACGCGUUCUAUAUGAUUAACAAAGAAGUCGCACCACGUAAAGAAGCGCUAGCAAACGCUGAAGCUGAAUUAGCUAUUGUUAAAGAAGUAUUGGCGACAAAGAAACGUGAAUUGAAAAAAUUGGAAGAAGGUUUAAGAACAUUACAAGUCAAAUAUGAAGAUGCUGUACGAAAGAAAACAGAAUAUGAAACUAAAGUUGACGAAUGUAAUCAACGAAUUGCGCGGGCAGAACGAUUAACAACUGGUUUGGGCGAUGAAAAAAUUCGUUGGCAGGAAAAUGUUGCGAUGUUGGACAAUUUUCUAGGAAAUGUCAUCGGCGAUGUGCUCGUUUGUUCGGGAUUUAUUGCAUAUCUUGGUCCGUUUACUGCUGAAUACCGUGAAAAUAUGGUCCGAGAAUGGAUUACAAAGUUAACUGCAUACAACGUACCACAUUCCGACAAUCCAGAAUUAGUUCGAGUUUUGGGUGAUGCUGUCAAGAUUCGUAAUUGGCAAUUAGCUGGCUUACCAAAGGAUAACUUAUCCGUACAAAACGGUGUGAUCGUUCAAUAUUCAAAUCGUUGGCCACUAUUCAUCGAUCCACAGGGACAAGCAAAUAAAUGGAUUAAAAAUAUGGAAAAAAAUACUGGCCUAGACGUGAUGAAACUGUCGGAUCGUGAUUAUUUACGAACAUUAGAAAAUUCGAUUCGAUUCGGUAAACCAUGUCUACUAGAAAACGUAGGAACAGAUAUAGAUCCUGCACUCGAACCUGUUCUACUACGACAAACUUUCCGCCAAUCGGGCAGCACCGUAAUCAAGCUGGGUGAUGCUACUAUACCGUACCAUGAUGAUUUUCGUUUUUAUAUUACCACCAAACUGCCGAAUCCACACUAUACGCCAGAAAUAUCGGUUAAAGUAACAUUGGUGAACUUCACGUUAUCCCCAAGUGGUUUGGAAGAUCAAAUGUUAGCACGUGUUGUUGCUGAAGAGCGUCCUGAUUUGGAAGAAAUGAAAAAUACAUUGAUUAUAUCCAAUGCCACUAUGCGCAAUGAACUGAAAGCGUUAGAAGAUACGAUUUUGGAAAAAUUAAGUACAAGUGAUAAUCCGGUCGAUGAUAUCGAAUUAAUCACAGCUCUGGAGGCAUCAAAAGCUAAAUCUACAGAAAUCAAAACGAAAAUGCAAGCGGCCGAACAGACAGAAAAGGAUAUUGAUAUAACUCGCGCUGAAUAUGUUCCUGUCGCCGUGAAUACACAAAUCUUGUUCUUCUGUGUGUCUGACUUAGCAAAUGUUGAUCCAAUGUAUCAGUACUCAUUAGAAUGGUUCACAAACAUCUUCUUAACCAGCAUUCAAAGUGCACCACGAGCAGAUAAUUUGGAAAAUCGCAUCAAGAACAUCAACGAUUAUUUCACGUUUAGUCUUUAUUGCAAUGUCUGUCGAAGUUUAUUUGAAAAACAUAAAUUAUUAUUUGCAUUCUUAUUAACUGUACGAAUAUUAAUGAAUCAAAAGAAAAUCCAAAUGAACUGUUCUAUAUCAUCUCAACGUUUGACUAUUCAAUAA
Molecule: messenger RNA, 10821 nt
Organism: Adineta ricciae
Lineage: Eukaryota; Metazoa; Rotifera; Eurotatoria; Adinetida; Adinetidae
Source: the annotation of a GenBank genome assembly